GUUUUGUGCCUGACAGCUAACUGACACGAAAAUAAAUAGAGACUGAUAAUUUUGUAUUCUAUUUGAAUAUUUUAAGGAUUCAUAUUCAUAUCCAAAUAAAAUAGAAUUCUUGAAAACGAUUUGUUGUGCAUUUGAUCAUAUAAGCAUGUGAUUGUCAGAGUGUAUUGAAAAUAAAAGUGAAGAGGGACCAACAAAGUGCUUUACUUUCUACUAGACUACUAGAGGAUGUUGUAAUAAUCUGACGAUUUAUUAUCCACCUCAAUCCCUCCUAGCUGUUCUACAUUCACGGUGAACAAAUGCCGGUGUCAAAAUACUCGACAACCUUCGACCGAAUGAAGUUGAAAUUGCUCUUUACAAGACUGCAUUAAAUCGGUUGUGAAACAAAUCUAACCUUCAGUGAAAUUAUUGUGUAACUGCAAAACGAAUCUGGGAGCGUUCAGCGGCGAAAUGUUCAUUGCGAAGUUGGUGAAUCGUGUGGUGGUGCCCAGCCAGGACGAUGCAUGUAUUCUGCAGGAGUUGGUGUCUUUUUGAGGAAACUCAUCCACAUUCUGUACGCAAUCGCGGCAAGAAUGUGCAGCAGUGGCCCCGACGGGGGACCCGGAGUUUACGCCUUUCGGGCAUUCAGGUUUGAAAGAAUCAAGCCUUCCUCCACGUCCAGGGUGCCAUUUCCUCGCAGUGGCCAUCGCAUAGCUGCUGACACUGCCAAUUUCUACUCCUUUGGAGGAUACAAUCCCCUGCCUCGUGAUUAUGAUCGACAUGGGGAUGAUGGCGAAGACGCGGCUGAGAGAGAGAAUGGGUUCCUGGAUGGCUAUUGGAUCCAGACCCUGUUCCAGGAACUGUGGAAGUUCAACUAUGCAUCAGCAGAGUGGACCAGAUACAGCAAUGGGGAUACCAUGCCCAUGGAGUUGGCGUCAAAUGCGUUGCUGUUGCAUAAGAAUAUCCUGAUGGUGUAUGGUGGCACAGGUACACCAUUCGGCUUCAGGAGCAGUAACCAACUCUACACGUGUAGAGUGAACGACAGGGAAGGUCUGAUGGUGGAAGUGAACACCACUGGACAACACCCAUUACCUCUUUACGGACAAGCUUUAAUUUUUUACAAUGACUACCUGUAUACUAUUGGAGGUACUACGGGCCAGGCUUACACAUGUGAUAUCCAUAGGUUAAAUUUGAAAUCGAUGAACUGGGAAAUAGUGUACAUAUGCAAUGGACAUGGUGAAUAUGAACCAAAAGGACGGUAUAGACACGAAGUGGGCUUCGACGGACGGAACAUCUACGUGUUAGGUGGCGGAACCGUCACCGAAGCCUUCGACUUCAAGUAUAUUCCUGCCUUCGAUGUAGAGGACCUCAUUUGGAGGAGACAAAAGACUGUGAAGGACUCUAAUAAAGGUUACCCCCAGCCACGUAGAUGCCACGGAGCAGUGCAGGUGAACGUGGACGACAAUGGCGGCGCGCCCCAGGUGUUCGUCAUAGGUGGCCAUGACGGCGUGAACAUUUUCGACGACCUAUGGCGACUGGACCUGCGCACUUUCCAGUGGACGUGCUUUGACACAUGUCGACUGCCGAGGCCAAUGUAUUUCCACGCGACAGCCGUAUCGCCGCAGGGUAGGCUCUAUGUCUUCGGGGGAAACUACAGGUGAGGGACUUAAUGUUUCAUCCUUUAAUACAGCGGAUUCUAGAAGAGAAGAUGUAGAAACCUUUUGUCAGAGUGACAUUCACCAACAUCACGUCAUGGUCUCUUGAUACUCAAUGGUUAUUUCCGGUUUCAUAGUAGCUGGGAAGCGACAGCUCACUUGAGGGUCACUGACGCGAUUUUUUCAGGUUAAGUAAGUUUCGUGUACUAGCAAAGAAGGUUUAUAAAUUGACUCUAGAAUGCCGUCCCUGAUACUGUUAUUAAUGUUUUUUGUAUCUACUUUGAUCCUUUCUCGUUCCACCUUUGACUAUGUAAUAAGACUAAAAUAAACAGUAUUAAAGCGUCUCAACAAAAGCGCCGAAUUUGAAUUAGCCGCCUUUUUUUUACAAAUGCUAUGGUGUUUACUUGAUGACAACUGUCAUGUUCAGACCACGCGAUUAGACGUCAUAUUUAAACGAGCAACGUUUGAUUAUUGUGAAAAAUGGAGAAAAUAACGGGGAAACAGUUCGCAAAUUACGUACAAUUUUUGCCAAAUGAGUCGACGCUUCGCCAUUUAAUCACAUUAUUUGAGACAGAAUUCACGUUGCUGAAUGUGAAGACCACUGUUCGUCGCCGUCUUGGUCGGUCCCUCGAAAAUAUAGUCGCAGCGCGGGAAAGUGUGGCCGAGAAUCCAG
Molecule: messenger RNA, 2304 nt
Organism: Acanthoscelides obtectus
Lineage: Eukaryota; Metazoa; Arthropoda; Insecta; Coleoptera; Chrysomelidae
Source: the annotation of a GenBank genome assembly